CGCUCGAGCUUAGCGUUCACACAAAGCGCUUCCGGCGACGACUUCAUGUGAUUCUUCAUUGACAGGGUGAGAAACCCAGACUUUCUGCUGAGGGUAGCCCCCUUGGAACCGAAUGAAGAAACAAAUCUUACUACAUUUCACAUACCGAGGACUAGUAAGAAAAGGGAAAAAGAGUAAAAGAAGAAAAUGGACAAGUUUAUAUUACGGAAAGCCGAGCCCAAGGACGUAUCGGACAUACUGCGACUCAUAAAGGAACUUGCGAAAUUUGAGGAAAUGGAGGAACAGGUCGUCCUGACCGAGAAAGAGUUGCUCGAGGACGGUUUCGGAGAUCAUCCGUUUUACCACUGCGUCGUCGCUGAAGUACCGAAAGAUAAACAGUCUCUUGAAGGUUAUACAGUGGUUGGCUUUGCCAUGUACUACUUCACUUAUGACCCCUGGAUUGGGAAGCUGCUUUAUCUGGAAGACUUCUAUGUGAUGAAGGAAUUCAGAGGUUAUGGAAUGGGCUCUGAAAUCCUGAAGAUGCUGAGUGAGACGGCAGUGAAGACUCGAUGCAGCGGUAUGCACUUCAUCGUGGCCGAGUGGAACACGUCCUCCAUCGAGUUCUACAAGCGGCGCGGAGCUUCAGAUCUCUCCCACGAGGAGGGAUGGCGUCUGUACGAGAUUGACAAGUGCAACCUACUCAAGAUGUCAUCCAAGUAGACGCCAGUGCAGGAGAAAACGUUAAAGGAGCAUUUCAACAGCAAUAGAGUAGAUCAGUGUUUCCCAACCCUGUUCCUGGAGGCACACCAGCAUGACACAUCCUCCUAAUCAAACGCACCUGAUUCAGCUCGUCAGCUUGUUAGUAGAGACUCCAAGACCAGAAGCAGAAAGGAGACAUCCAGAAUGUGCGCUGUUGGUGUGCCUCCAGGAACAGGGUUGGGAAAACAACAACAGUUGAUACACCUGCAAUGUAUCUUUUUUAAAAUAAAGCUUAUACUUUAAGAAUGA
This is a messenger RNA of Ctenopharyngodon idella (grass carp), 987 nucleotides long. Its product is annotated as diamine acetyltransferase 1-like. The record is from RefSeq and is a predicted model, not a curated record. The coding region runs from base 187 to 699 and encodes 170 amino acids. The transcript has 6 exons. Lineage: Eukaryota; Metazoa; Chordata; Actinopteri; Cypriniformes; Xenocyprididae. Gene Ontology annotation, molecular function: N-acetyltransferase activity.